Musa acuminata subsp. malaccensis (wild Malaysian banana) is the source of this 929-nucleotide messenger RNA. RefSeq names its product MYB-like transcription factor EOBI. Gene Ontology annotation, molecular function: sequence-specific DNA binding; DNA-binding transcription factor activity. Gene Ontology annotation, biological process: regulation of DNA-templated transcription. NCBI's taxonomy places the organism in Eukaryota, Viridiplantae, Streptophyta, Magnoliopsida, Zingiberales, Musaceae. Gene Ontology annotation, cellular component: nucleus. The record is from RefSeq and is a predicted model, not a curated record.
AUAAAGCCUUGCAACCACCUCCUUCACCAUUCCCAUCCCCAUAUCUCCUGUUACACUCCCUGCGUCGUUCCCCUUUCUUUUAUCUCUCCUCUUCCCUCCUCUUCCAUGGACGGGAAAGGUAACAGCAACAUGAGUAACAAGAGCGUGAACAGCGGCGAAGAAGCCGACGUCAGGAAAGGGCCGUGGACCAUGGAGGAGGACCUCAUCCUCGUCAACUACAUAGGCAACCAUGGCGAGGGCGUCUGGAACAGCCUCGCGCGUUCUGCAGGACUGAAGCGCACGGGGAAGAGCUGCCGGCUUCGCUGGCUCAACUACCUGCGGCCGGACUUGCGGCGCGGUAACAUCACGGCGCAGGAGCAGCUCCUGAUCAUGGAGCUCCAGGCAAGGUGGGGAAACAGGUGGUCCAAAAUUGCGAGACAAAUGCCCGGGAGGACAGACAACGAGAUCAAGAACUACUGGAGGACCAGAAUACAGAAGAGAGUGAAACAGAGUGACUCGCCUCAGUUCCAGAAUGCCAUUCUUAUUGAUGAAGCUAAUAGCAGCACUAGCCAAACACAUAUUGUCGAUGCUGGGAUAGUUCAGCCAAGUCUCCUUGAUGAGCCGACUAUCAUGAACACUGAUGGCAUCGAACCUCAAUUCUUCAUUGAUUUUGAUGACAACUUCUGGACGUUCGACGAGUUGUGGUCGAUGUAAUCACCCGAUGAUGAUUAUAUGAAAUAAAUCAUGCGAUGUUAUGGACGAGAGAUAUGUAUAUGAACGAUGGAAGAGCUUGUUUGUAGCAUGAUUCUGAUUGGUAAUACUGCUGCAAAGUUAUUGUCCGUUGUUGUACAAAGCACAAAUGAUUAAACUUAAUUUAUUUUGAGAUAAUCUUCAUGGAUGUUUUCUCUUACUGAUUGUUUCAUUUAAUGCUGCAAAACUGUGUCCUAAUU